This is a messenger RNA of Acytostelium subglobosum LB1, 1029 nucleotides long. RefSeq lists its product as hypothetical. Gene Ontology annotation, molecular function: RNA polymerase II cis-regulatory region sequence-specific DNA binding; DNA-binding transcription factor activity, RNA polymerase II-specific; protein dimerization activity. The record is from RefSeq and is a predicted model, not a curated record. The transcript is spliced from 3 exons. Gene Ontology annotation, biological process: positive regulation of transcription by RNA polymerase II. Lineage: Eukaryota; Evosea; Eumycetozoa; Acytosteliales; Acytosteliaceae. The coding region runs from base 1 to 1029 and encodes 342 amino acids.
AUGGAGGCAUUUGAUGAUAGUGAACCAUCUUCACCCAGGUUGGCUGGACAAUCGGCCAACACACCAAAGAAAGCUGGACGUAGAAAGAUAAAGAUUGAAUUCAUUGAAGAUAAGAGUCGACGUCAUAUCACAUUCUCAAAGAGGAAGGCUGGCAUCAUGAAGAAGGCAUUCGAACUAAGCACAUUGACCGGCACCCAAGUGUUAUUAUUGGUGGCAUCAGAGACUGGCCAUGUAUAUACAUUCGCAACGUCAAAGUUACAACCACUGAUAUCACGACCAGAUGGAAAGAAUAUGAUUCAACAAUGUUUGAAUGCAACAGAGUCUGUGGCUACAUCGACUUCCACUUCCAAUUCCACUGCGACCACACCAAAGUCACCGCCACCCACUGCCAGUCCAUCAUCAGCAUCAUCCACGCCAUCAGUACCAUCUUCAUCAUCAUCGUCCACGUCAAGUGUACGCAUCAACUCACUCAACAACACCAUCAACAAUCAAUCCCACAUCAUGUCCAAUCACAGCAUCCUACUCAUGGACAUGGACAAGGACAUCCAGUUCAAGCGACCAAUCAUUACGCGUCAUCCCACAAUCAUCAUCAACAACAACAUUAUGGACAUCCAGACCAAACAUCAAUGUUACAUCAUCAACAUCAAUAUUCAACAAGUCCGAACUCAGAGUCCAUCUACAAUGAAGAUAAUCAUUGGUCCACCAUCAAAGGAUGCUAAAGUGGCAAUUGAGAUGAGAAACUACUACGCCAACAAUCACAAUCAUGUCCAACAUCAACAAGGAUCACUUGAUCAACACCAUCCAUCAGUUGUAGGAUAUGGCUACGCCAACAAUAUCCAACAACAACAUCAACAUCAACAACAACAACAAUAUUGCCAGCCUGCAAACAUAGGUCAUGUUAGCAGUGGUAGUGCCACGCCCAACAGAGGAUUCACACCUGGAGGUGGAGGCAGCGCAACGUCAUCACCGCCAUCAUCCAGCCAGUUUGCCUAUCCGCCGCCACACUCAAUGAUAGGCCAAUACCAAUAA